AUGGAAAGACACUACCACCCUUUAAACCCCAGCCAAAUCUGCUGCGCGGAGCAUGCCUUUGAAAUGUGCAGGAUCUACGAAAAGCAGGUAAAAUUGAUUUAGGGAAAAGUGGAUGAUAUCAUAACAGUCCUUAUCAGUUUUUCUGAGACAGUCGACACAAAGUUCCUUCUGGAUACAAACGAGAGGACUCAAGAAAUGAAAAGAUCCCUUGCAAGUAUAGGAAAUCAGUUCGGAAUCCAGCUCGUAAGAGAUGGCGAUGUGGGAUCAGCAAAGAUGAUUUUGGAAAGUGGGAUCACUCUAUUGUCAAGCUUGCCUCAAGAUAACGAAACAAUGGGAAUUUUGGCGACCACAAAUUUAAAUUUGGCUUAUGCUUGUCAUUCUCAAGGAGAAUUUGAAGACGCCUGCAGGUUUAUAGAAGCUGCAGCUGUAGUCGAGAGAAAGAGUAAAGAUUUAACGGGAAGCUUGAUCACAAGAGUCAAUAAAGCAGCAGUUUUGACAGAAAUUGGAGCUUACCAUGAAGCUUACCAUACAGCGAAAGAAGCCGCAAAAUUAAUGGAGCCGAAAAUUAUGGAAUUGGUCAGAAGCAAAAGCGACGCAGAAUUAUUAAAGAAUUUGAGGUUUAUUGAAAGCGUGACUCUGCUGAUAGUCGCGUAUAUCAAUAUGAUAAGCGCUCUUAGGAACAAUGGAGACAGAAAAUCACUAAAAGAGGCAGAAGACUUGUCAAGCCAAGCUUCGAAGCUUUCUUUAAGGUUUUUAGGAGAAAAUAACCCAAUAACCCAACGGCUAGCGUUUCCUCAUCGGAAGGAGCUAAAAGUCGUUAGGAGGUCUUCGGGUGUCAGCUCGAGCUCUGAAGGUUUCGAUAAAAAUCCCAGCACUGAAAUUAGUUUGGAUUUCACUAAUUACAAAUAUCAGCCUAGAUCUACGUCGAUUGAAGAGAAAAAGGAAAUCCCAAAGCAAACUCCUUUAAGCCACCCAGAGUCACAGUUGAAAAUAAAAAGAGAGCAGUCUCCUCAACAAGAUUAUCAAAUUAGACAAAGAGGGAAUAGACAGAUGGAUAUUGAUCUUGAGCAGUCUGAUAUUGCGAUAAAGCAGCCAAUUAUUUCUUUUAAAUCAAGUGAUACAGAGUUUGAGCAUCCACAGGCCAACAGACAAGCUGCAAAAGCUAAUGAGAGCAAGCCAGAACUUAAAGCAGCUGAGCCAAAUAAGCCUGUGCUUCAGAAGCAAACUCCAAUUGAAAGGCAGACUACAAAGCCGCAAGUUGUUAAAAGCCAGCCAAUUUUGAAAACAAAAAUCAUUAGGCUGCCAGGAGCUUUACUUCCAUGUAUCCCAAUCCGUCCUUCUUUCCGCAAAGAUUUGCUGAAGUAUAACUUUUCCAAAGAUUCAGCUAUAACAGAUGGCUCGUUCCUACUUAAUCCUCAGCAGCCUUAUUUCCCAAUCCAUGAAAAAUGUGAAAUAGGCCAAGUCGCCAUAUAUAAUUCCCAAUCCUAUUUAAACGCCUGCUCCCUUUCAUUAUCAGAAAAUGUCCCAUAUGCGACCCUUUCUAGCUCACUUUCAGACUCAACUGCCAUUGUAGCAACAGAAUCAAUUCCUCUCAUGGAUCUUCAAAAAAUCCUCCCAUUUCUAAGUAUACGCGAUGUGCUGCCUUAUUCGAUGACUUUGAAAUUCAUUGAUUCUUUUGAAAAAUUUGCGAAAUGAUAUCUACUGCCAUUCAUGAGGAUGGUAACUGCUCCAGAUUAGGAUUAGGAUUAUUAAAAGCCAGGCAUUAGCCAUAUUGAUGACGCAAUCACCAAAGAACUCCGGUACUGGAGGUUCAUCUGCUUUUCGAUCUCAGCCCAGAGGGUCUUUCCAGGUGGAUGCCACUUCCGUACAUUCUGUCUCCUCCUUGUCUUGGGUCUUCAGUAUGGAUUUCUGCUGUCCUGCUACGGGCGAUUGGAGUAGCUUAAUUCCAUGGAUCUCCUUGAGGCCUGUCGGCUGCCAAGUAACUUCCUUGGACAGCUAAAUAAAAAGAACUACUCCACUGUGGCCUGGCUGAAACCCCAGUUUCUAGGAAUGCCGAUGGUCCUUGGAUCCAAAGACUUUUUGAGCACCUCCAUUUUCAACCACAUGAAAGUAGUCAAAACCUACCUGGAUAAAGACUUCUUGAGCUUGCACUUGAUUCUCGGCUCAGCCAUAUGGUCUGGACUGUUGCGACAAGAGGGCAGGUUGGCACAUGUUAUUAUUUUAAUGUAUACGGUAACUGCUCCAGAUAAUUCAAAAAAAAUCGAAAUUUGGGGGCAGAGCGCUGGACUGUUGCCAAGAGCAUCGACUAGGAUCUUCUUGAUGACUUCUUGCAAAGUAAGCUUGAAUUAUGUUUCCAAUAGCACAGUUAGAAUGGUGCUAACUAUCUCCUUCGUGAUUCAACGAAAAAAUUUUAUUUUUAAUGGAUGGUUUAAUUUUUUUUUUUCAAAAUUUAAAAAAUUCCCAAUUCACAGAAAAUGGGAAUCAAAAUUUAAUUUAAUUUAAUUUAUAAAAUUUAUGUUUUAAAAUGCAAGUUGUUUAAAAUUGAACAGAAUUAGCAAGAGAUUUCGUUAUACUAAUUAUCAUUUAAACAUCAAAAUAUUUUUUUAUAAAACUUUUAUAUUAAACAAUUGUUUGUAAACUCAUGGAGGGUGGCUUUUUAUCAAAAAAAAAGGAUUUUGUUUACUCACGAGGGGGAAUAAGUAAUGCAACUGAUGAGGAUUAUGGCGAUAAAUGUAUUAGGAUUGAUAUGGUUUUCGAUGAUGCUGCCAGUGGUUUACUGUUGAAAAAAUGCGAUUCUGUAGUGAGGCCAGGAGUAAAAAUUAUCCCUUCUAUUUGUCCGUUUGACAUGGAAUUUCUGAAACAGUUAGACCCAAUUCUCACUGAAAUGGAGCUUUACGUUAAAGACCAAUUUGGAGUCAACUUAGAUUUCAAUCAAUUGUGCGAAAAAGACCCAUUUCUAAUGAUUCGUGCUACAGUAACUGGAAAAAGUUUGGAGAAAACAUUAUGAAUCAUUCAAGAUAUAAGGAAUAAGCGAGCUUGGCAAAUCCGAGCCAAAAACUUAUUUAAAAUCAACUCAAGUGGAAGACAUAGAAAAUUUGAGUGCCAUUAUACUUAUUCCUAUAGACAAAUAAUGCAGAAUUUCGGUAUAAAAAUUGAUAAAACAGAGAUUUAUGAGCGAAAAAUUAUAGCUUAUUAUGUGCUAGAGAGCUUGAAACUUGAAGGAAACAUUGAUAUGGACACCCAGCCCCAAGAAGACCAUGAUGACUAUGAUGAAUCUAUUAUGACUAUUCCUAUUACUUCUGUGAUGGGAAAAAGGUACCUAAUUGACAACAAAGGGUACCAAGAUCCUGUAACUAUAAGCUUAAUAGGGGUUGGGCUCACUAUUAUUGGAGUCAGAGCGACUAUUUAUGACGUGGAAACAGGCAAUGAGCAAGGCUGCUUGUUUCCAAUAGACGGAGAAUUUUAUUUAAGGGAUAAAAACAAUCCAGUCAAAAAAUUAUCAAAGCAUGCUCAAGGUAAACUCCAUGCGAAAGUCUGGCAGGAAACGAAGUUUGAUGAAAUACUUGAAGAGCAAGGGGGAUGGGACUGGCUGUUUAGUUUACUGAAGUUUGAAGGGAAAGAAAUGUAUAUCACUGAUUUGCUCGGGAGAAAAACUUGCAUUGAGUCUUUGGAAACUGCACUUUUUAAAGAAAAAGAUUCUUAA
This is a messenger RNA of Blepharisma stoltei, 3703 nucleotides long. The record is from the annotation of a GenBank genome assembly. NCBI's taxonomy places the organism in Eukaryota, Ciliophora, Heterotrichea, Heterotrichida, Blepharismidae.